Messenger RNA from Danaus chrysippus (African queen), 6432 nucleotides. The record is from the annotation of a GenBank genome assembly. Lineage: Eukaryota; Metazoa; Arthropoda; Insecta; Lepidoptera; Nymphalidae.
AUGUUUAAAGAUGACGAUGACAAAGAAGAAGGUGCAGCCUUCGGAAUUACCAGGUACCAGUGCAUGCCAUCGUUGGUUGCCUUGCAGCAGAUGAGAAACCGUCUUCACCUGGCUUUUCUCGGCAAGAAGUUGAUGAAAUGGACAGCUUUAGCCACCGGCAGAGAGAUGAGGCGCCUCGCCCAGGAGUUAUACGACGUGUACGAGGGUUUUGGAGAGGAGUUGAGAAAUGCCUUCAUUCUACUCGCCAGAUGUCGCUACUUCUCACCACCAUUAAACAGCAUAGUCUUAGAAGAUAUUGGACAAAAGGCUGGUGUGUUAGUACAUCAAGCUACUAAGACGGUGUCGGCAGUGAAGAUUGUACAAUUUGAUAUAUUUGAGACUGAAUAUCCCCCUUAUCCUCAUUUGGGAUUGGAGAAAGGAGGCCAGACUAUUUACGAGACGAAGAAAGCUUGGCUGGAAUUGCUGAAGCGACUUAUCAUGAUGAUGCAGCUGAGAGCCAGUUUCCUCAUGGUGGAAAUAGCGCACAAAAAUGCCAAUAAGAAAAUGAACGUUUUGGGAAAAGUUGUGAUACCGAGAACAAAUGUAACGAUGGAAUAUAUAAAUAACGAGCUGGAGGAAUACGCGAGAGAGGAGUUUUUUAGAUUAAAAAAAGUAUUGGAAAUUAAAAGGAAAAUGUACGGAGAUAAGGAUGGGAAGAAAGAAAAACCGAAGGACCCUGGGGAUUUAUCGUUGUGUCCAGGUUGUCUAAGUGACGAGGAUGAAACAAAAGAACUAGAGAUAAAAACACCCGAGGAGGAAGUACCGACCUACAACGAUAUGAUGCAAGAGAGCCAACUCAACGAACUUAUAAAACAAAUAAGCGAAGUAGUCGAUACCACUAAAGAUAUGGAUAAAAAGGGACUAGUAACAGCCAGUGUUGAGGAUUUUAUAAAGACAGCAGAGGAAUUGAAAGCGAAGUUGGCACAAAAAUCGGAAUUAGACGAGAAAGAGAAUGCGAAAAAUGUAGAGGAUGAACUGGAGAAGGUAGAAAGAGAAUUAGAAGAUAUGGAUGAAAAUCCUAGCAUAGAUCCGCAACUUGAAGAGGAUAUGGAUGAAAAUAAAAUAUGCGACAAGUGCAAAAACAAAUGUAUAAUGAAAGAUAAAGGCAAAGAUAAAGAUAUACAAUCUGUUGUGUUUGAAGAUGACGAUUCAAUAAAGUCUACAGCACCAAGGACCGCGACGGACUCUAAGUCAAUGUCGGGUGUAUCUGAUGAAACUGUCCAACUAAAACAAUCAUUAAGCCAAGAGGACUUUCCUGAUGAUUCUGAUUCUGAUUUGGGGGCAUUCGAGAGAGAAGUAAAAGAAAUAACAACAAUAACUAGAACGAGAAACGACGAUGGAUCUGUUAGUGUGCAAAAGAAGAUCAUAAAAAUUGAAAGGCAAUUUAGACCCGUGCGGAACCAGGGUUCCCAAGGUACUAGCCGAUAUGAUUCUGGUAAUCCAUCAAGAAAUGCGUCCAAUCAGCCAUCGACUACUUCAUCCAGGAAAUCAAAUCCGUAUUCGGGUUCAAAAACUGUUGGUUCCAUAAAAGUUCCAAUACCUUCGUAUAAAUCUAUAUUCAUACCAAAUCAAAUUGUAAGGAAGUCUAAAUCUGAACCAUUCAAUCAUUAUGCACCGAUGUCUGAUCCUAUAGAAAGACAGUGUCUAUCAUCGGGAACGCUGCUUUCAGCAGAUGUAGAUUUUAAUAUUAAUCCAAUAAGAAGUAAUAAUUCUGUAUUCGGAGAAAUUAGACCAAAUCACAGGAAUGGAUUUUGCAAUCAAAGUCAUGUAAUAAAAAUUGAGAGCUACCAACAGAAGAAGAAUUUUGAUAACAAAGAUUUAUCAGAUUUGGAAGAUAAUAAAAUGUUGUUUCCACCUGAUAACUUGUUUAGUGAUACCGACAAUAGUAAUUCAAUUACCGAUGCGAUAAUUAAUCCAAAAUGUAACGAAAGACUAGAGCUAGAGGAAAUUGAAAGGGAGGACAACUUUAGAUUGAAAAGAUUCAAAGAAUUAAAAAUUAAAAAACAAAGAGAAGCUGAUGGACCAGCGGUAAAACCACAACCGAAAGAAUCGACAACGAAUAUAGAUGAAAAUGAGGAUACCUCUUAUAAAUCAGAAAAACUUUCUGCGUGUGAUCUAAGUUCUGUCUGUGUAUGUCCACCUAUUACAGAUGGAGGCGAUGAAUUGGUAUCCAUGAAGAUAAUCGACUUUAUAGACCAAAGAGACUUCAGCUUAGACUCUUUUAGAGCAUUCAAAAAUAAAACUGAGAGUAGAACUGGUAGUAUAUUAAAAUUAUUCCAAAACGAGAGUAGAAACUCAAAAAUAACAACAAUAAGGGAACUUAAAGACUUUAAAGAGGAAGGUUUAAACGAUUCAGAUUCAAUACCUUGUGUAUGUCAAUCUCAACAUAGAAUGAGUAGUAUAAUUACGAACGAAGAGGUAUGCUGUAGAAGAGUAAGUGAAUCACAAAGUGUAUUGUGGAGACAAGCGUCGGGAGCCAUCCCAUGUGUUUGUCAAGCUAAAGCAAUUGAAUUUAUCGACCAAAGAGAAGCAGAAAAGGAUGGCAGCUACAUUGAACCGCUAUUUUCAACUCCAGAUUCCAGAAGCGUUUGUUGUAAGACUAAAACACCGUCAAUUGAAUUUAUAGAUCAAAGAGAUUCCCGUUUUGGAAGCUUUUCGAAUUCAAGUAACGCAGGCUCUAAAAAGGACGGCAGAACAACUAAUUAUUUCAUUUACUGUUCCAUUUCCAUUGUAAGAGGAGGAAAAAAAAUUAUGCAACAAGCAAAACCAACUUGUUGUAACAAAUCACAACAAAUUGAAUUUAUAGAUCAAAGGGAGUUAAAUAGUCAAAUGAGAGUUAAUUCCGACCCAAAAUCCAACUGUUGUAAUAAAACACAACAAAUUGAAUUUAUAGACCAAAGAGAGGGUAAAAGUGAAAUAAAAUCUAUUCCUGAUUCAAAAGCUAAUUGUUGUAAUAUUAAGAAACAAAGAGAACAAAUUGAAUUUAUAGACCAAAGAGAGACAAACGGUGAAAUGAGAGUUAGUUCCGACCCAAAAGCCACCUGUUGUAAUAAAACACAACAAAUUGAAUUUAUAGACCAAAGAGAGGGAAAAAGUGAAAUAAAGACUAUUCCUGACUCAAAAGCCGAUUGUUGUAAUAUUAAGAAACAAAGAGACCAAAUUGAAUUUAUAGACCAAAGAGAGUUAAACAGUGAAAUUAAAUUUAUUCCUGACUCAAAAGCGAAUUCUUGUAAUACUAAGAAACAAAGAGAACAAAUUGAAUUUAUAGACCAAAGAGAGUUAAAUAGUCAAAUGAAGUUUGCUCCUGACGCAAAAGUUGGUUAUGGUAAAUCACAACAGAUUGAAUUUAUCGACCAAAGACAGAUAGAUGAUGGAACGAAAUUUAUUCCUGACUCCAAACUGGAGUAUGGUAAAUCAAAAGAAAUUGAAAUUAUUGAUCAAAGAGAGCUAGAUACUGGAAUGAAGUUUAUUCCUGAAUCAAAAGAGAAAUCUCAUAAAACACAACAAAUUGAUUUCAUAGACCAAAGAGAGAUAGAUAAUGGCUUGAAAAUUAUUCCCUACUCAAUAGUAGAUGAUCGUAAACCACAAAAAAUUGAAUUUAUAGAUCAAAGAGAGAUAAAUGAUAUGAAAUUUAAUUCCGACUCGAAAACCAACUCUAAUAAAACACAACAAAUUGAAUUUAUAGACCAAAGAAUGAGAAAUAAUGAAGUUUAUGUUGUAAAUGACUUAAAAACUUCCUGCUGCAAAUCUAGCGCACCAUCAAUUGAAUUUAUAGAUCAAAGGGAUGAAGGAAGAGCAGCUAAUUUGAAUACACAAAAGCCAUGCGGCGGUGAAACAAGAAAUGAAAAUAAUAUGAAAGAAGAGAAGAUUGAUUCAAGAACUUCUUGUUGUAAAUCUAAAUCACAAUCAAUUGAAUUUGUAGAUCAAAGAGAAAUAGAGAAAAAUGGUAAUUCAAAUGCAAAUAACGCUGACUGUAACGAAAGAAACAAUGAAAUGAAUUCAAAAACAUCUUGUUGUAAAUCCAAAUCGCAAUCAAGAGAAUGUACGGACAAAGAAAAUAGAAGAAACGAAGGUAAUUCAAACGAAAAUAAUGUAUGUUGUAAAGAAGAAUGUCAAAUUAAUACGAAGGAUAUGAAUUUAAAAGAUAAAAUUAAAUUUAAAUCCAACUCAAAAACGGCCUAUUGCAAAUCUAAAUCUUUAGAUUUCAUAGAGGAAAGAAAAUUAUUAAAAAAAGAUUCAAGUGAUUUCAAAAAUCGCGAGACAGGAACUUAUAUGUCCUUGUUAAAAAAUAACAAAGAUAUUUGUUCGUCUUGUAAAUCGAGUAGUUCGCAGUAUGCUGGAAAUAGUUCAAAUGUAACACCAUCUUUAGACAUUAAUACAGAUUUUAGUGGUUCAGUUUUUCAAAAUCCAGAAUCAUAUAUAGAAAGUGCUACCCAAAGUAUUUGCAGUCACUGUUCAGUCGCAAACAAAAAAUUACCAAGCGAUGAUGCACUUAAGUCUCUAUCUUCUGGUAAUAAUUGUACUAACAUACGUGAAAAACAAUUACAGGAUAAAAAAGGCAGUUCAAAACAUAUUGGUAAGGGACGUAAGGCAAAAAGUGAAAAUAGUGAUACAGGAUUUAAACAAAUUGUAAAAGAAGUAAAAGAAACGAAAAUAACCUGUAAGAAUGGCAGCAUCAAAACUGAACAGCGGAGUAAAAUAAUAACAAAUGAGAAAAACAACUUACCAUGCAGUAAAUGUCAUUCAGAAAGCCUGGUUUACAAAAAACCAAGGAAUGCAUCAUUACAGAAAUCAAUAAAAUCACUUAAAUCAAUAAAUCUAAGUAAAUUUAAAAUUUUUACAUCCUGUUUUGUUCCCAAAGGAAAAUCUCAAUCUUCUUGUAGUGGGGUUUCUCAAUGUUCAGAGGUAGAUAAAAAUUGUUCAGAAGUUUUAAACAAAAGUAAUCCGUCCACCUCUGAAUGCUCUGUCGCUUCCGUCAAUUAUAGCAGUAGUGAUAAAACGACCACUUGUUAUAUGUGUACAGGAACACAAACUAACGAUCAGGCGAAAAAGGUUCAAACCUGUCCAAGUUUAAGUUGCGGGAGACCAUCGAAAGCAAAUUCCAAAUCUAGUAUCAAUAUUAGAAUAAUUGCUAAGAGUGGUAACGUAACACCGAAGGAGGGCACAAAUGACAUUGAACUCACACCCAGUGACUUCAACAUACUCAAGAGAAUACUUAUACGGGCGAGCAAGUCUUCAGCAUGUAUUUCGAAAUCAAAAAAGUCGAAAUCUAGUUCUAAGAGCAGUUGCAGUUCUAGUUUAAGUGGCAAAUCCUCAAGUUCACCAAAAAGGAAACUAUCUCCUUGCCGUAAUGACAAGUGUACACGAAAAGAACCAAAGAAACACAAUUGCCAACUGGAGAAUAAAGUACCUUCUGCACAGAGUAGCAAGUCAACGGUGACCUCAAAGUGCACUUGUUCCUCUGCAUGGAAAGUUAAAUCAUCCGCUUCAAUAGAAAGAGAACCCCCUCCCUGCCACCAAGACAUGGUAAAAAGUACCCCAGAUCAAACAAAAAAAUGCAAUUAUUUUAAUAGAAAAGUGAAAAGCGAAACAGUUCAGUUUGGUCCACCGUGUUGUAGUGUCCGGAAUUCUGAGAAAAGCGUGUCCACUGCAUCUAUAGUUGAUUCAUGCACUAAGCUACUAUCUAAAAUUGUUAAAAAACAUUCAUGCGUAUCAAAUGCCAAAACGAAAUCGUCGUCUGCAAUAAAAGUUGAUGGUAAAAUUUGCACUUGUAAUAACAAAAAGGGCAUUGAUGCAAAGGAAUGUGUAUGUAGCAAAUCUAAAAACAUGAUACAGAAGACAUGUUCGUGUAGUAAAACGAAAGAAAAAGACAAAUGCUCAUGUAACAUUAUCGAGACUAAGAAAAGUAAAUGUACCUGUUCAACACCAAAACAAUGUACAUGUAAAAAAUCACCGAAACGAUUUCCAAGCGAUUGUGAUAGAAAGUCAAACAGGCCAACGGAAUACUUGGACAAGCUUGAAACGAAAUACUUCAGCAAGAACUGCUGCAAAUCAGGAACCCCGAGUGAUGUUUUUUCAUCCGGUAGCAAUGAUUCCAAAACAAAUAACGUCGCCACACAGAAAUGUUCAAAGCAUUCCUGUAACUCAGUUUGCUCGCAGGAUAAAUUUGUCGUUGAAGUACCUUCGCAGUGCUCGUUCUGUGGAGUGAAGGAAGCUUCGACUAUGACAAGGAGAUCUGAUAGGUAUGAUGUUAGGCCGCUGAGAUUACUAGCCAGAAGGAAGCAGUACUUCUGCUGUCAAUCCGAUACAGGUUUACUUUCGCGUGCUAAAGCCUUAAAAAUUAAAAUAACAAGAUGUCGUUCAGCGGAUGAUAGGAGACGUUAUUGCAAUUAA